This is a messenger RNA of Mizuhopecten yessoensis (Yesso scallop), 1093 nucleotides long. Its product is annotated as angiopoietin-related protein 7-like. The record is from RefSeq and is a predicted model, not a curated record. The coding region runs from base 13 to 768 and encodes 251 amino acids. The transcript is spliced from 5 exons. Lineage: Eukaryota; Metazoa; Mollusca; Bivalvia; Pectinida; Pectinidae.
UCAAAGGUACAGAUGCUAAAUGGAUCCGUGGCUUCGUAUAACGAGACUUCAGGAGUUUGCUCUAAGCAUGACGUAUCAACAUAUACCAAUUCAGGAGGUGUGUAUAAAUUAGAAGAGGAUACAGCCGGAAGCUCAACUGGGCUGGUCAGCUGCAGUGACGUCACCUGUUCCGGGAUACACGAGAUUACCCCAAACACGGGGUCAACGUUCAUGGUUUAUUGUGAUGUCAACACAACAGGAGGACCCUGGACUGUAAUACAGAACAGGCAAGUCGAUGAUGUAGACUUUAAUCGGAACUGGAACGAAUACAAGAACGGUUUCGGUAAUUUAGAAGGUGACUUUUGGUUAGGAAAUGAAAACAUAUAUCAACUGACGCUGACUCCGUGUAUGUUACGAGUCGAGUUAGAAGACUGGGCAGGUAACAAGAGGUAUGCUGAAUACACAUCCUUCAAAAUUGCGAACGAAGCCAACAACUACAGACUACAAAUUAGUGGAUAUUCUGGGGAUGUUUAUGAUGCAUUUGCGUAUCACGAUGGGAGAGAUUUCUGCACAAUAGGCAGCGACAAUGAUAACGAUGCAUUGGUUGACUGUGCUUUUAUAUCCGAAAGUGGCUGGUGGAUGGACAGGUGUUCCUUUUGUAAUCUCAAUAGCAUUCGAACCCCGAUCCUGCCAUCUGUCGGUAACAAUAGGUUCAUCGAAUGGUAUGAUUACAUACCCGGAGGAUCGUACGAGACUUUAAAAAACACCAAAAUGAUGCUUAGGAAAUGAAUUGUGAAUGGUACAUUGCUUCUAGCCAUUAAAAUUGGUAUGUAGAAUGUUGCCAGCAAAUUGUUGGACAAUCCGGAAAGUGGUGUGGGAAUUUGGUUUGUAACGUUAGAAUAGUGCGUGGUGAUUAUAAUGAGACAUUGUCUAGCCAUCAAACCUUAACUAGUUAUAUUUGAUAUAUUACGGAAAGUGAUACCGGAAUUCGGUUUGUAACGUAAGAAUAGUCCAUCGUGAUUAUUAUGAGACAUUUUCUAGCCAUCAAAUUUUAACUAGUUAGAUAUUCCGGAAAGUGAUACCGGAAUUAGAUUUGUAAUGUUAGAAUAGUCGA